Molecule: messenger RNA, 502 nt
Organism: Eremomyces bilateralis CBS 781.70
Lineage: Eukaryota; Fungi; Ascomycota; Dothideomycetes; Eremomycetales; Eremomycetaceae
Exons: 3
Coding region: 100-384 (94 amino acids)
Source: RefSeq, a predicted model, not a curated record
GCCUCUUCACUUGUCAAGCGUACGUUUCUUAUACCUUCGUCGGUCUGUCUUCAUCGACGUUAAGAGGAGUUGUUCGCCGAUCCAUCAACCAUCCUCAAUAUGUCGCUGAAUAAUUACUUCGUCCCCGGUUAUGGCAUCUCACGAACGGUGAUACAAGGCGAGAUCCGAUACUUCUGCGGGCCAGACGCGAUCGUUCGCCCUUACGUUCAUCAGGGUCGAGAUGGAUUCCUCGUCACUACGGCAGGUGCACCAUUAACCAAGGAACAAAUUGAAGACUUGAAGAUUGCGUCCCACCAAUACGAGCAACGGCAGGCAGAACGAAACGGCGACGAAUGGUAUGUCAACCGGCCGGUUCCAGUUGCGCAAAAGUCAAGGAAUAAUUGAAGUCAAAUGGAGUCAAAUUGAGGUCUCGAUUUUUGUUCCAUGUCCCACUAGGGCACGACAAAGGUUUUCAGAGCCAAUACGUACGAGGACAGUGAUCACGAAGAACACUGUCAACGAG